Molecule: messenger RNA, 1698 nt
Organism: Tigriopus californicus
Lineage: Eukaryota; Metazoa; Arthropoda; Copepoda; Harpacticoida; Harpacticidae
Exons: 4
Coding region: 482-1510 (342 amino acids)
Cellular component (GO): chitin-based extracellular matrix
Molecular function (GO): structural constituent of chitin-based larval cuticle
Source: RefSeq, a predicted model, not a curated record
AGCUUGUACUUGAGUAAAAAUUAAUCAAUCGAUAUUGGUCUGCAACCACUAGAACCAAAUUCUGAGAUUGUAUUUAAAACAAAUAACCAGCCCAGAAAGAUGCUUCAAAUCGAUAAACAAACAACAGGAAGCACAUGAUUAUCAAUACUAUGAACCGAGAGUGAAAUGAAAACCAACAGAAAUUGUUCAUAGCGUCUAGAUAUGUUGACACCUGUCAAACGCCAAAGUGAUUUUGAUGACACUUUGUUAGACCUGAGUGUGCAUCCACGUUCCAUGGGAGAUGUCGGAUGAUCGGGGGAUUUCAGGAAGUUGUCACAUUAUUUCUUGUCAAUCCCAGCGUUCAACGAAAUGUGCGAAGUGCGACGCUCUGUCUGCGUAAAGGCGUUCCACAAGGGGCCAAGUUUCUCAUGGUUGUUGCCCUCAUAUUGGCGGAUUGUUCUGGUUCUGCCGCCAGUUCGAUCCUGAUUACUCACUUGGUAAUAUGUUGUGCACCGGAAUUGUUAUUCUGCUCGUCCUAGGAUUCCAGGAUUGCCGUUGUGGCCGGGUCCUCAUUUCUCGGCCCAAGUCACAGAGAACGAGCCCAUCCAAGAUUAGUGAAACAUUCGCACUCCCCCCGAAAGACAUGACCGCAGACUUUGCAUUUGACAAGAUCAUCCUGGAGAACCAAGACCCAAAGUCCUCUCGAAAGGGGUCUCUACCCUCACAAAUCACAAUCCAAUCGAAUCCAUCCACUCACUCCUACGACUUCUCCUUCCGCAAUCCCAAAUCCUUGAUCAAACCUGAGAGAUUGGUCAAGCCCCAAUAUUAUCUUGAACAACCCCGCCAAUCCCAACACUACCAAUGGACUCAAGGGCUCAAUGCUUUGGCCACCAUUCACAGCCAAGAGGAAUAUGAAGAUCACGAAGACUCUUCAUCUGAUUACCCUCGCUUGAACGAGCUCCAGAUCAAGCCCUUGGCGAAAUCCAACCCUCCAGCCAAGGUCAAUUUCACGAUACAACCGUCAAAUCCUCAAGUGAAGCCGCACUUGAGGGUACUGAGUCUAUCGGUGAACAAGGGUCAACAGAGAAGGCAGUCGUCCAAACCGAUCAAGAGGAUCGUUCGGAGGAUGAAAGCGCCCUCACCAUCAGCCAGCGGACCAUCAUCCUCUUGGGUCAAAGCGAGUUCCCCGGCGGAGAAACCUGUUGUCAAUCCAAAGCCAAAGCGGAAUGUUGGUCCAAGGAACGUCAAUAAUUCGUACUCUCAUCCGUCAAGGAGGGAUGUGAUUCCAAUCGUCAAACAGGUGGGGAACAUGGAGCAAUCUGGUGAUAGAAGAUUUUUCUUUGAGUAUGAGGGAGGAAAUGGCGUCAAGCGCAAUGAGGAGGGCUACCUUAAAGAUCCUAACUCUCCCAAUCCAAUUCAAGUCAUUCAGGGAUCAUACUCUUACCCAGGACCAAAUGGAAAGAUUUACAGUGUCAUUUAUGUAGCGGACGAAAAUGGAUUCCGAGCCAGUGGCGAACACCUUCCAGUUUGAUUUGUUAAAAACCCAGCUAGUGCAAUUCUCUUGGGUCUCCUGUUUGCAACAAAAUGACAAUUUUUCCCAAUUUCUAUUAAUAUGCCAUGGUCAUUUAUUUGCACGCAUAGACUCCGAAAAGAAUGAAACACCCAUUGGACAUUAGGCAUCUAUUUUCCUUUCUAUUCUCAACUCAAUAAACACUAUCA